Ilyonectria robusta is the source of this 1566-nucleotide messenger RNA. RefSeq names its product pisatin demethylase. The record is from RefSeq and is a predicted model, not a curated record. Gene Ontology annotation, molecular function: oxidoreductase activity, acting on paired donors, with incorporation or reduction of molecular oxygen; iron ion binding; monooxygenase activity. The transcript is spliced from 4 exons. NCBI's taxonomy places the organism in Eukaryota, Fungi, Ascomycota, Sordariomycetes, Hypocreales, Nectriaceae. The coding region runs from base 1 to 1566 and encodes 521 amino acids.
AUGAUCGUCAACCAGGUCCUCCCUCAGUCCAUCGGCGGAAUCCUUCUUUGGGUUCUCGCAUUUAUUGUGAUUAAGGCUCUAAUUAAUAGAUUCGGUGGAGGACUGAAUGCAAUUCCCGGCCCUCGGUUCGCAGGAUUUAGCGACCUGUGGAGGCUUCUUGUUGUCUGGGGACGACGGCCCGAGCUAGCGCACAUCGAGCUCCACGAGAAGUAUGGGAAUAUCGUGAGACUUGGGCCGCGGACAGUCUCUGUCGGCGAUCCCGAAGCCAUUAAAAUUAUCUAUGGCUUGAAUUCAGGCUUUGUCAAGUCCGAUUUCUACCCUGUUCAGCAGACGACCGCCAAUGGCACUCCUCUCCAGAGCAUGUUCAAUACAACCGACAACAAAUUUCACGCCAAGCUCCGGAGAGCUGUGUCGAACGCAUAUGCAAUGAGCACCCUUGUCAACUUCGAGCCUCUUGUCGAUUCCACCUCGGUCGAGUUUCUCAAGCAACUGAAAGAACGAUACGCCAAUCGGUCCGGCGAUUCCGGCAUAUGUGAUCUUGGGCAGUGGCUGCAAUUUUACGCGUUUGACGUCAUUGGAGAGUUGACUUACUCCAAAAGACUGGGGUUUGUGGACCGCGGCAUCGACGUAGACAACAUCAUCGGAAAUUUAGAGUGGUUGUUGAAUUAUGUUGCUGUGGUCGGCCAACUGCCCUUUUUGGACCGCUUGCUAAUUAAGAAUCCUUUAAAAUUAUGGCUCAAGCUUGGAAACACGACAUCCCCGGUGGUUACCUUCGCGAGGAAGCAGAUGUCUACUCGUGAUUUCGCCAAGGAAAAGACCGCAGAUGAUUCCUCAACCAAGGGGCCUGUGAGAAAGGACUUUUUGUCUCGAUUCCACGAAGCGCACAUCAAAGAUCCCGCUUUCAUCAGCGAAGAUCGCGUGCUUGCCCUCACGGUGGCCAACAUGUUCGCUGGCUCCGAUACAACUGCUAUUACACUGCGCGCCAUUUUCUACUAUUUACUCAAGGACCCUCCCAAGAUGGAAAAGUUGACUGCUGAGCUUGUCGAACAGAACAACGCUGGAAGAUUCACCAGAGACGACGCGCUUGUCAGAUGGGAUGAAGUACGAGACUUGCCCUAUCUGGGCGCCGUGAUAAACGAGGCUCUGCGGUGUCAUCCGGCCGCCGGGCUUACGCUUGAAAGAGUUGUUCCACCGCAGGGCAUCACCGUUGCAGGACAUCAUUUACCCGGUGGCACCAUCGCUGGGUGCUCAGCGUGGGUGAUUCAUCGCGACGAGAGUAUUUUUGGGUCAGAUGCCAGCGAGUUUCGACCUGAAAGAUGGAUUGACGCGACCGCAGAACAGCAAGCCAGGAUGAAAAACGCCUUGUUUUCAUUCGGUGCAGGGUCAAGAACAUGCAUCGGAAAGAAUAUCUCCUUACUAGAGAUGUACAAAUUGGUCCCCGCCAUCAUCCGAACAUUUGAGAUUGAGCUCAUUAACCCGAAAUCAUCUUGGAAUUUGCAUAACGCUUGGUUUGUAAAGCAAAGCGGUUUUAUGGUGCGGCUUACAGAGAGAGAGACCAUCCUGUAA